This is a messenger RNA of Carcharodon carcharias (great white shark), 4331 nucleotides long. RefSeq names its product BUD13 homolog (gene bud13). The transcript is spliced from 10 exons. Bases 51 to 1811 code for a protein of 586 amino acids. NCBI's taxonomy places the organism in Eukaryota, Metazoa, Chordata, Chondrichthyes, Lamniformes, Lamnidae. Gene Ontology annotation, cellular component: RES complex; U2-type spliceosomal complex. Gene Ontology annotation, biological process: mRNA splicing, via spliceosome. The record is from RefSeq and is a predicted model, not a curated record. Gene Ontology annotation, molecular function: RNA binding.
GGGGCGGGGUUGCCCUGGGAGACGGGCGCGCGGUGCCGGCCGGGAUUGCGAUGGCGGCCCUCAGUAAGGAGGAAUAUUUGAAGCGGUACCUGAGCGGCUCAGAGCGGGAGUCGGGCCGCCCGGUCCCCAAGCGGAGGAGGAGGAAAGUGAAGAGCAAAACCGGAGGAAUGCGGAUUGUGGAUGAUGAUGUGACCUGGAAGAGCCUUGCGAAGGAGAAGGAAGCAGCGUUAGUGGCAGCAGAGUCAGACGAGGAUGAUGAAGCGCCUGUGGUGGCAGAGUUUGUUGAUGAAAGGCCUGAAAUCAUUCAACAAAUGGAAGAAUUCCGAUUGAGCAAUAAGUGGAAGAGUUUAGGAGAUGAAAAGGAAAACUCCCAAGAGUCUGACCUGUUUUUCCAGACACGCUCAGAUGGCUUGAAUCCAGAUUCUAAGUCUGUACAAAAGAAAAGGACUGAAGAUGAUCCUCAGCUUCCUGAGAGAAAAAUGAGAACAGUUUCACCUGACCUUUCACCUCCCAGGAGGGGACGCCACGAUUUUCCUGACCUUUCACCUCCCAGGAGGGGACGCCACGAUUCUCCUGACCUUUCAUCUUCCAGGAGGGCAAGCCACGAUUCUCCUGACCUUUCAUCUUCCAGGAGGGGACGCCACGAUUCUCCUGACCUUUCACCUCCCAGGAGGGGACGCCACGAUUCUCCUGACCUUUCACCUCCCAGGAGGGGACGCCACGAUUCUCCUGACCUUUCACCUCCCAGGAGGGGACGCCACGAUUCUCCUGACCUUUCACCUCCCAGGAGGGGACGCCACGAUUCUCCUGACCUUUCACCUCCCAGGAGGGGACGCCACGAUUCUCCUGACCUUUCACCCCCUAGAAAAAAACGUGCUAAAAAUACAGAGAAAUGUGUCAGAUCUACAGACUUGCCUUCUAGAAGCACACAGUAUAAUUCCCCUGACCUUUCACAGAGACAACAGGACCCUGAUUCUGACCUUUCACCCCCACGAAAGGGGUGUCAGCAUUCAUCUGACUCAGACCUGUCACCACCACGGAGGAGGAAGUUGGAGACGAGUGAUUUGGACCAUAAACCCAGCUCUGGCUGCUCCGAACCCUCACCCCCUCGGCAUAGGCUGCCCUCCCAUAGACCACCUCUCUUGAGGGGGCAAGGGGCCAGCCAGAACUCGAGUCCAAGUAGAAAGCCACAAGUGAAUGAGAUGCUAUCGGGGGGUCAGGCUGGUCUGAUAUCAGCAGAAGUUCUGAGGAAAGAGAAAGAGGACCGGAGGCAAAGACAGCGAGCAGCAGAGCGUGUGGCAGAUGAUUCCAGAAAUGCCACCACUGUCUUCCGAGACAAAUCAGGGAAAAAGAGGGACUUGGACCAGGAGCGAAUUGAGCACAAGAAGAAGGAAGAGGAGAAAGCAGCAAAACAAGAAAAAUAUGCCCAGUGGGGCAAAGGGGUGGCUCAGGAGGAGCAACAGAGAAAGAACGUCAUUGAUGCUCUUCAUGAGAUGCAGAAACCACUUGCCCGACACAUUGACGAUGAAGACCUGGAUCGCUUCCUCCGUGAGAAAGAGAGAGAUGGAGACCCCAUGGCUGGGCUGAUCAGGAAGAAGAAGGAAAAAGAGGCGAAGAAUAAAAAUGCUUUCGCAGAGAAGCCGAUGUAUAGUGGCCCUGCACCCCCUCCAAAUAGGUUUAACCUCUACCCUGGUUACCGCUGGGAUGGAGUGGACAGGUCGAAUGGAUUUGAACAGAAGCGGUAUGCCAGACUGGCGGAUAAGAAGGCAGUGCAGGAGAUAGCAUACAAAUGGAGUGUAGAGGAUAUGUAAUCUGCUGAAGGAGAUUCCUGUCCCUGCACACAUCUUGAAUCUCUGUGGACAAUGUGAUGAACAAAAACUUCACUGCAAGUGGUUUCCUUAACCCUAUGGGGUCUAAAUAUCUGGGGACAAUCGAGAAGCUGAAAAUCUUUUUAUUCCUGUUAAUAUUUUGUUAUUUUUGAAUAUAAAGUUUGUACUGUGUGGUUACAGGCUAUUGGGGACAGUCUGUCUUGUGAAUUGUUAUCUUGGUGAUUUGUCAUCCAGACCGACUGUGUCUAUGGCUCUUAACUGGCGAUUGGGCUAUUCCUGUCAUUCCCCCAUUCAAUACUUUACUGACAUUGUUUCCAAAUUUGAGUUUAUUUUUGGAUUUAUCUAAAUUCAUUUAUUUUUGAACCUUUCACAGCUGAAAAUCUGGAUGCUUUAACACACAUUGAGCUGUCAUUGUAUUGAAAGCUGUGAUCAGUUUUUCUAUAACAUGUAGAAAUGAAUCAGUAAAGAUGUUUUCCAGAAAUAUUUUGAGAAAUGGGGGACUUUAGGGUGCCCGCUGUCUUUAAUUGCAACCUCACUUGUUGCGCCAUCACUAAGGACACCCAUUUCUACUUCCAUAGUAUGGUCCCUGCCUCAGCUCAUCUGUUGCUGAAGUCUUCAUCUUUGAUUUUUAACGCCAGGCAUGAUUAUUUUAAUACCUCCCAUCUUCCAUAAACUUAAUAUCAUCCAAAACUCUGCUGUCGAAAUCUCACCAAAUUCCGUUCACCUAUCCACCACUGGGCUCACUGAUCUACAUUGGUUCCCAGUUAUUCAACGCCUCGAUUUUAAAUUCUCCCUGUUGUUUUCAAAUCCUUUCAUAGGCUCGCUGUUCACUAUGUCUGUAACAUACUCCAGCAGAUAACCCUACACCUGUUCCUCAGGUUGUGCCUCCUUGUGCUUUCUCGAUUUUAAUCGCUCCAUCAUAGGCAGCUGUGUGUUCAUUUGCCUGGGCCCUAAGCUCUGGAAUUCCCUUCCUAAACCCCUCUCUUUACAGCCCUUUCCCCCUCUAUGAUGCUCCUUAAAACCUAUUCCAUUGACCCCAGAGGUCAGUAUUGGGCCCACUGUUUUCUUGAUCUAUGUUAAUGACACCAUGCCUUGGGUGUGCAGAGCACGUUUUAAAAAUCUGCAGACAACACAACUUGGAACUAUUAUGAACUGAGAGAAACAUGGUAAUAUACUUCAGGAAGAUAUAGAUAGGCUAGUCUUCCUUAGACACAGGGGUGGUGCCAGAGGACUGGAGAAUUGUGAAUGUUACACCCUUGUUCUUAAAGGAGUGCAAGGAUAAAGCCGGCAACUACAGACCAGUCAGUUUGACUUUAGUAGUAGGGAACCUUCUGGAAACUCUUGUUCGGGGAAAAAUCAAUCGUCGCUUAGACAAGUGCAAGAUAAUUAUAGAAAGCCAGCAUGGAUUCAUUAAGGGAAAAUCAUGUUUAACUAACUUGCCUUAGUUUUUUUUUGAGGAGAUAACAAAGAAGGUUGAUAAAGGAAACACUGUUGAUAUGGUGUAUAUGGAUUUUCAAAAAGCAUUUGAUACAGUGCCAUACAAUAGACUUGUGAACAAAAUUCUAGUCACGGAAUAAAAGGGAGAGUACACUUGGAUAAGAAAUUGGCUGAGUGAUAGGAAACAAUGAUUAGUGGUUAAUGGAUGUUUUUCAGGUUGGAGGGAGGUUUAUAGUGGAGUUCCCUAGGAGUUAGAGUUGGAACUCUUGCUCUUCCUGAUAUAUAUUAAUGACCUAGACUGUGGUGUUGAGAGCACAAUUUUGAAAUUUGCAGAUGACAUGAAGAUUGGGAACGUUGUCAACUGUGAUGUGGGUAGUCUUGAACUGGAGGAUUGUUGAAUUGGGCAGUCAAGUGGUGGAUGAAGUUCAAAGCAAAGAAGUGUGAGGUGAUUCUUUUUGGCAGGAAGAAUAUGGAGGGACAGUUUAAAGUAAAGGGAGAAACUCUAAAGGAGGUGCAGGAACAGAGGGACCUCGGUGUCUAUGUACAUAAGCCAUUGAAGACAGCAGCGCAUGUUCAGAGAGUGGUUAAUAAAGCGCAUAAUAUCUUAGGCUUUACUAAUAGGGGCAUUGAAAACAAGAGUAAGGAGGUCAUGUUAAACUUGUUGCUGUUACAAAGAGCCAACAUGGACACAGCAGCCCAAAUGUUGUCCUCCUGAGCUUUAAUGUCUAUGGUUGUAUCUGUCCCAUUAUCCAUUAGUAGUUUGUUGUCUUGUCAAAUUUUGUUCGAUGCUACUCCCAUGAAUCUCCUUGGUAAAUUUUACUAUGCUGAUGGUGCUAUAUAAAUGCAAAUUGUUGUAGUGUGUGAGGCCAUUCUGUCUAUACCUGGUAUGACUAACCCCUCCAUUCAGCUGCUAUAGCCACCCCCCCUGCACACUCCUGAUCACGGUGGGAUUCUGUGGAAGUGAGCGCACCCCCCCCCGUCAAUACAUUUUAUUGCAAACUGGAUUUUUUGUGAUUUAGAAAGCAAUUUCUGGAGGAGAAUUUUGAAUACACAAGCUUAAGAAUC